UCGAUUAAAUGGCGGUCCAUUUAGUUUCCAAGCUGCCUCCAUUUUCGCUUUGUCCUUCGACUGGAAUUGUCCUAUUUCUUGCUUCAAUAUUCUGGCUUAUACUCAUAAAUAUAUCUAUCGACGUGCUUCCUUAAGCUUACUUCCUUUCGCAUUGUCACACAGGACGCAGGAUGCCUCCCUCCAAUUUUCGUUUCAAGGUUCGCGCUACAAAAGAGGCUCUCAAUGUCCCCUGCGCUCCGGAAUUAACCAGUCUUCUCUCAUGCUUUGCUACCACUGGCGACCUCAGACAUACUACCUCUUGCGCAGACAGUGCAAAAGCUUUGCACACUUGUAUGGCGCAAGGAAAGGGCAAGGGAGGAAAAAGUGGAAGCUCGAUCAACUAUCUUUUGGGCAAGAUCAGAAGAUAGAAGAACAAAUGGUUGGGGCAGUCAGCGGAGAAGAUGGGACAGUGGACAGUCUCAGAGGAGAGAAGGCAACUGUAUACUGACAUAUUGUAAACUUAUGCACGACAUCGAUUUA
Messenger RNA from Cryptococcus deneoformans JEC21, 519 nucleotides. RefSeq names its product expressed protein. The record is from RefSeq and is a predicted model, not a curated record. Gene Ontology annotation, biological process: mitochondrial translation. The transcript has 3 exons. Bases 171 to 407 code for a protein of 78 amino acids. Gene Ontology annotation, cellular component: mitochondrial small ribosomal subunit. Gene Ontology annotation, molecular function: structural constituent of ribosome. NCBI's taxonomy places the organism in Eukaryota, Fungi, Basidiomycota, Tremellomycetes, Tremellales, Cryptococcaceae.